This is a messenger RNA of Gopherus evgoodei (Goodes thornscrub tortoise), 2750 nucleotides long. RefSeq names its product nuclear distribution C, dynein complex regulator (gene NUDC). The transcript has 9 exons. The coding region runs from base 70 to 1101 and encodes 343 amino acids. Gene Ontology annotation, biological process: protein folding. NCBI's taxonomy places the organism in Eukaryota, Metazoa, Chordata, Testudines, Testudinidae. The record is from RefSeq and is a predicted model, not a curated record. Gene Ontology annotation, cellular component: cytoplasm.
GUGGGGGUUCCGGUUCCGGUGUGAGGGGCCGAGGCAGCAGCGGGAGCGGGAGCGGCGGCGGGCAGGAGAAUGAUGGGGCCGAGCGCGGCGGAGGCGGCCGAGCAGGAGGAGCGCUUCGACGGGAUGCUCUUGGCCAUGGCCCAGCAGCACCAGGGCGGCGUGCGCGAGCUUGUGAACACAUUCUUCAGUUUCCUCAGACGUAAAACUGAUUUCUUCAUAGGAGGAGAAGAGGGAGUAGCAGAGAAGUUAAUCACAGAGACAUUCAGCCACCACAACAAGCUGGCUCAGAAAGAGCAGAAGGAGAAAAAGGCCCGGCAAGAGGCAGAACGGCGUGAAAAGGCAGAGCGAGCUGCCAAACUUGCUAAAGAAAAGAAGCAGGAAGAUAAUGAGCCAAGGAUCAAGGAGCUUACAGAGGAAGAGGCGGAAAGGUUGCAACAGGAAAUUGACCAGAAAAAAGAGCAAAAACAAGAUGAGCCCAAAGAUGUCUCAGUGAAAUCCUGUGAGAACCAAACGGACUCUCCAGAGCCCAGCAAACAGGAGACAGAUGAUGAGGAAGAAGAUGAGAAGGAUAAAGGAAAACUUAAACCAAACUCUGGGAAUGGGGCUGAUCUUCCAAACUAUAGGUGGACACAGACCCUUUCUGAACUGGAUCUCGCCAUACCAUUCAAGGUGAACUUCCGACUGAAGGGGAAGGAUGUGGUGGUGGACAUUCAAAGACAGCACCUGAAAGUGGGGCUGAAGGGUCACCCCCCAGUGAUUGAAGGAGACCUAUACAAUGAAGUGAAGGUGGAGGAGAGCUCCUGGCUGAUUGAGGAUGGUAAAAUAGUCACCGUGCACCUGGAGAAGAUCAACAAGAUGGAAUGGUGGAGCAAGCUAGUCCCCACGGACCCAGAAAUCAACACCAAGAAAAUUAACCCAGAGAACUCCAAGUUGUCAGACCUGGACAGUGAAACUCGCAGCAUGGUGGAGAAAAUGAUGUAUGAUCAACGUCAGAAAUCCAUGGGACUCCCCACAUCUGAUGAACAGAAGAAGCAGGAUAUAUUGAAAAAGUUCAUGGAGCAGCAUCCAGAAAUGGACUUUUCAAAGGCUAAAUUCAACUGAGCCCCUCUUGUUCCCCCUCCACUCCCUUCAGACAGGCCAUGGAAUGGGACAGGAUGUGCAUGGGUCGGAGGGAGUGAAGGGUCAUCUCCUGACCUUGGGCGAGUAAACACACCUGUCAUCCCCAAAUGAACUUGCCAUGGAAGCAGCUUCAUGACUGGCAUCCCCUGUUGUCAGUCCAGCACAAUGCAAGGCCCUUGUAUCAGUUUGCAGCAGCAGCGCCUGUCAGACACGUAGCCAGCUGGCUCCCAUUUAUAUAGACCGCAAGGACCUUGCUUGGUGGAGAGGAGGGGGUAAAGCAAGUCAGGCUAAGCAAGACUGUCACUUGCCUCUUGAGGACCCCUUAGCCCCAGUUCUUGGUUAAGAACCAGUCUAGUUAUGACAGGAGUGGAGCUGAUGCAGCUGUCCUCCCAACUCCUGCUUUGAAACUGAGCAGUUGGAGCUUUUAUGGGCAAAAUUCCAUCUUCUGUCUCCCCCUGAUCCUCUCUCCCUGAUGUACCUGCUCCAAAGCAAGCUGCAUCUGUAAAACUCUUAUAGGACAUAGCACCCUGGCUAGGACCCUCCCUGCUAUGUUUAUUAGGCAAAUUGACGCAGAGGGUGGAUCAGCUGUGGCAUUUGGGGUAUUGGUCCUACCUUCAGUAAUACAGCGCUGUUCACAGUGGGUGAGUCCCUUAACUCUUUCUGUGUGACUGCUCUGCUCUCCUGUAGGAACAGUUGGCUUGUUUUAUAACGCUUUCCUAGCCUUCAUCUGUUUGUCGAGGAGGGUGCCCCAAUAAGACCUGCCUUCACCCUUGGUCUUUGGAGUAGAGGCUAAUGUGCCAAUUAAACUCCAUUUUAUCUACAACAGAGAAGGAUUUUACUCCUGGUCCACACGGAUACAAAUCCAUUUCAGUUAUCAGAGGACAUUGCUCCACUAGUCACCACACUGCUGCUCAGAUUAGUUGGGAAGGGGCUUUGCGGCCUUUCUAACUCGGGGGAGGUGCUAGAGCUUAAUCGUGCCUGGGGAGCAAGGAGGGGCCAGUGGCUGAUUUGGCCGCUGAGUGGGAUUGGCUCAGUCUGUUGUUGGGCCUGGUGAAAAUGGGACAAGUGGAUCGCUAUGGACUUCAGGUGAGAGGUCACUAAAGUGACAGAGGGGUGUGUGGAAAUUCUGCUAGCCAGCUGAAUGAGCAGCACCGAGGCUGAUCAGCAAAGGGAGGGGUGGAUGGUAUCUAUUGGGUGUCUGGGGAGGUGUGGAUGGUAGGCAGGACGGAGCCCUCUGGGCAGUGACAGCUCUUGCUGGAGGUUUGAUCUCUCCACCUAUUUCAAGUUAGUGUUUUCCAAGAGGCCUCCUCUCUUCCACCUGUUGAUUGGCCAGCAAGUGUCCCCUGCGUUCUCUCCAGAAUGUUGCUGACUCGAGUAACUUGUUUUCUGCAUGUUCAUAUCAUUGUUAAAGCUGCACUUGUGAAAUAAAGGCAAUAUGCUGAUUGGGGAGCAGCUUGCCUGAGGCUGGGCAGUCACCUCUGACUUGUCACUAAGUGAAGCACACAGCUGGGGUGUGAUUGAGCCUGGCUCCAGCUCGUACACUUUAGCCCGGGCUGGCCAAAGGCCCUAUUUGGCCUACCCUCUGCCUGUAGCAGCUCCCUGCCUGAUCAGUGCUGCGCCUGUGAAAAAGA